Molecule: messenger RNA, 2870 nt
Organism: Jatropha curcas
Lineage: Eukaryota; Viridiplantae; Streptophyta; Magnoliopsida; Malpighiales; Euphorbiaceae
Product: ATP binding microtubule motor family protein
Biological process (GO): microtubule-based movement; microtubule depolymerization
Cellular component (GO): microtubule
Molecular function (GO): microtubule binding; microtubule motor activity; ATP binding
Source: RefSeq, a predicted model, not a curated record
UAGUGACUGGUUGUUAGAGAGAGAAAGAGCGUUGCUUAUUUUGAAUUUAGAAAGAGAAAGAAAAAUUUUUAGAGAGAGAGGGGGAAAAGGAAAGACUCAUAAAGAUCAAAUAACUUCUGUAAGAGAGAAAGAAAGAGGAGCAGCUCUCAUUUAAGAGAGACAAAGUAAGGCUUUAACCUUACUUCAUUUUAUUGUACGCACAUAUAUUAGAUUCAGUGUUACAUAAAUAUCACAUGAACUGAUCGAAGCUGGUAAAAGAUUGAGUGAGAGAAGGAGAAGAGAUUUGAGUCGGAUAAAGGAAUAUGAACGGAAUGGGAAGGCAAGGACAGAGAUCUGGAGCAACAGCAGUGCAUCAUCAAAGACAAUACUCUGAUAAUUUCUUAGAUUCUUCAUCGAAUGGUAGAUGGCUUCAAUCUGCUGGUCUUCAACAUCUUCAGAACUCUUCUUCUUCUUCUUCAAUCCCUCCUCUCCAGGACUAUAAUUUCUAUGGCGGUGGUGGUGGUGGCGGUGGAGGAGGAGGGCAGGGGAUGAGAAUGUAUCGCAAUGCGCCUAGGGGUUUUAAUGGAGUAAAUGAGUUUUAUGUAGAGCCUACUACCCCUCCUAUUAGUUCACGGUCAUCUAGUCAGAGAAAGAAUGGCGAAGACUCUCCAAAUGAGUUCAGUCCUGGGCUCUUGGAUCUCCAUUCAUUUGAUACUGAGCUGCUUCCUGAGAUGCCAGUUCCUGGCCUGUAUGAUGGUUCCUCUCUCUUUCAUCCUGUCCGGGGUAGAAGCUUUGAUGACUCUGAACCUUUUCUUUCAAAUAAGCAGCAAACUAGCAGAGCUCCUGUUUUACCAGAUAACAAUCUCCUGAAGAGCUUUGCCGCAGACAAAGAGAAAGCCAGUUCUGUUGCAAAGAUCAAAGUUGUGGUCCGCAAGAGACCAAUGAAUAAAAAGGAGCUGGCGAAAAAUGAAGAAGACAUAAUAGAAACACUUUCCAAUUCUCUAACAGUUCAUGAGACCAAGCUUAAGGUUGAUCUAACGGAAUAUGUUGAAAAGCAUGAGUUUGUUUUUGAUGCAGUGCUAAAUGAGGAAGUAUCAAAUGAUGAGGUUUAUCGUGAGACUGUGGAACCCAUAGUUCCAAUAAUUUUUCAACGCACAAAAGCAACGUGCUUUGCAUACGGGCAAACAGGAAGUGGAAAAACCUACACUAUGAAACCAUUACCCCUCAAGGCUUCACGAGAUAUCCUGAGGUUAAUGCAUCAUACUUACAGGAACCAAGGGUUUCAGCUAUUUGUGAGCUUCUUUGAAAUAUAUGGUGGAAAACUAUUUGAUCUUCUUAGUGAUCGGAAAAAGCUUUGCAUGAGAGAGGAUGGUAAGCAGCAAGUUUGCAUUGUUGGUUUACAAGAGUACAAAGUAUCAGAUGUAGAGACAAUAAAGGACCUCAUUGAGAAAGGAAAUGCUACAAGAAGUACCGGUACAACAGGUGCAAAUGAGGAAUCAUCUCGUUCACAUGCUAUACUCCAACUUGCUAUCAAGAGGUCAGUUGAUGGCAGCGAGUCAAAGCCUCCACGUCUUGUUGGCAAGCUCUCCUUUAUAGAUCUUGCUGGAAGUGAACGUGGUGCAGAUACCACAGAUAACGAUAAACAGACAAGGAUGGAAGGUGCAGAGAUCAACAAGAGUUUACUUGCAUUGAAGGAAUGCAUUAGAGCUCUUGACAACGACAAGAGUCAUAUUCCUUUCAGAGGCAGUAAAUUGACUGAGGUUCUAAGGGAUUCUUUUGUUGGCAAUUCCCGCACUGUUAUGAUUUCCUGCAUUUCACCAAGCUCAGGAUCAUGUGAACAUACUCUCAACACCUUAAGAUAUGCUGACAGAGUGAAGAGCCUUUCUAAAGGGAAUGGUCCAAAGAAGGACAUAUUGUCUUCAACCUUAAAUAUGAAGGAGUCAACUAAUAUGCCCUUAUCAUCAGUUUUACCUGCUACUUCAACCUUUGAGGAUGACAUAACUGAUGCAUGGGCAGAGCAAGAUGAAAGAGAUGAUUUUGAUGCAUCUGAAGACUCCUAUGAACAAGAGAAACCAGUAUGGAAGGAGAAUGGGAAGGUGGAAUCAUACAAUAUAUCUACGUCAGAGGAUAAAAUGCGAAAACCCAAUGGCAUGACAAAAUGGAAAGAACCAUCAAGGUCUAUUCUUAAGAACUCGCGUUCAGAUGAUGAUUUGAAUGCUCUGUUACAGGAAGAGGAGGAUCUUGUCAAUGCACAUAGAAAACAGGUUGAGGAGACAAUGAACAUUGUUAGAGAGGAGAUGAACCUAUUGGUUGAAGCAGAUCAACCAGGGAAUCAGCUUGAUGAUUAUAUUACAAGAUUAAAUGCCAUUCUUUCUCAGAAGGCUGCAGGGAUACUGCAAUUACAAAAUCGUUUGUUGCAUUUCCAGAAGCGUUUGAAGGAGCAUAAUGUUUUAGUAUCUUCUUCCGGCUACUAAUUUAAUGGAAAAGCAGAUAUCACUAUGAUGAAUGGUAACUUCUUUCGAGUCGGCUGCAAGAUUGUUGGCCUACAAGUGGAUUUGGAAAUGCAAUUUCGUGUGAAUUUUUUAAGCAGUUUGCCGGGUGAUUCACUGGCCAUUAUGCAUAAUGCAUCUCUUGUAUUCUUUAUUUUUGGUUUUGAGAGUUUGGAGAUUGUUUGAGGUCCCAUCUCUCUUUCAUUUCAUACAGCACUACUGGCUUAUUUGUCUUCAUUUUCAUUUUAGCAAGUUACAGGCAAGAAUUGGAUUACAUGCCAGAUGGCAUGCUUAUGUAAAGUUAUGAUCAUUAAAAUUUGAUUCAUUAAUGUAGUACUGUUUACUAUACAAUACUUCUUUUUCUUGAUCGGAAGGGAAGUGAUUAAGGUCUGUCUUCUGUAA